AUGACUAAUCAUAUAAGUAAUACUACAGUAAAUAAUACAGCAAAUAAAUUCUCUGCUCCAGUGGUGCAGAGCAGGCUCGAACACCACCACCUUCAACAAUUAAAAAAUCCGGAAACGAGACAUCAAUCUCACAACCGGUCAAAGUCUUUAAACAGGGGGAAACGCGGUUUUUCGUAUAAUCAACAACAAAUAAGAGAGACAUCUGUAAAUGUAACCUCCGUGUCAUCAUCAUCUACCGCGAAUACUACCAGCACCCCCGCCGCCGAUAUUAGCAUCAACCUUCGUCAUUCCAACAACAAAACCUUUUCAAACUACAGCAAUAAUCGCGUCGAUAAUUUUGAUUCGUAUCAUAGAGAACCAAAAAAUGUUGAUGGUUUAGUUGAGAAUGGUUCUGUCGGUCAAUUACAAAGAAAAUCAAGUACUUCAAGUAGACCCUUAAGAAGACAUCAGCACAGCGACUCGGUCGACGAAGAUAAACUUAGAGUUACACCUAGUGUUUCGAUCCUCAAGAGACCUCAAUCCGCUACGGACUUUGUAAAAUCUUCGAAAGCGACUAUUACUCUCGAUGUAACUCAAGAGCAACGCUAUGGAAAGGCGUUUGAGAAUGCUAGCCCACCUCAACCAAUUACCAUCAAACAACUUUCAGGUUCGGGCGAUGAAUCUGAUGUAAAUAGUACAAACAAUGCCGCCGUCAUUUUCCCCCCUCUUAAUUAUUCUAACGCUAUUAUUGCACUUGAGGAAGGGAUGAAUAGUAACAAGAGAGAGGUCGUUUGCUCGAAUUCCGAUGACAACGUUUCUGUUAAGAGUCAUUUGGAUAGACCUAUAGAUAAAGAAUACAAGAGACUCUCAGAUAAUCAUGUUGAUUCUGCUCCAAGCCGUCGUCUUUCCAGCACUGCCAUCGAAUUGCAAAGUCAAGUUUCUCGCUUCUCUGACUCUGAUUCAGUCAUUCCACCGUCCGAAUCAAUCUUGUCGUCAACCCCUCCAUCUGCCCGUAGACUUUCAAGUUCCCCAAGUAGACUUGGUGGCGUUCAUAAACUUUACGCCGGUCCCACCUUUCACAAUUCACCCGCCCCAAGUGAUUUACCAAUGCCUUCAUUUUACAGUAAAUCUUUGGGUAAGGACCCAAGUCCUUUGUCGGUUGGUGGUAACAACUUGUUUACCGUUCCCGAAAAUAUGCCAUCCCCACCUAGAGUUUACAAUGACUCGUACUCUUCACCAUCAUCGGGUAAUGCUUCCGACGACGACAUCUUUGCCAUGGAUGACUUUGAACCAUCGAGUGCACCUUAUUAUCCAGAAACUCCUACUUUGAGAAAACAAAAAUCGCAAGAACUUUUGCGUAUUUUGGCAGCUGCCAAUGCCCGUCAACAUCAAACCGCAGCAGCGUACAUGGUUCCUGAACGUAUGGCUACUGCUCAUCAUCCAAUGAAAGUUUAUCCUGCAAAUAAUGGUUUCAAUUUGAAUGAAAUUUCUGAAACUUUAAGGAGUUUGUUGAAAAUUCAUGGGCAAUAA
Funneliformis geosporum is the source of this 1509-nucleotide messenger RNA. The record is from the annotation of a GenBank genome assembly. Lineage: Eukaryota; Fungi; Glomeromycota; Glomeromycetes; Glomerales; Glomeraceae.